CAUUUUAUUACAGUGAAGUUAAUCAGAGUAUGCACAAAUAGUAUUACAUUUAAUAUUUUUGAAAUAUAUACGAAAAGAGGCAGGGUUGUUUAAUAUUUCGUUUUGUUAUAAAUAUAAGCAGACAUUGCAGAUAAUCAAUCACUCUUUGCCUGAGACUAUUAAUAUGUUUUUGUUUGUUUUUUAAAUAAAACGAAAAGAGGCAGAGUGGCGUUUUAUAACAAAUUUCGUUUUAUUGUUGGCUAAAAUAUACAGAGAUAACCGGAGAAGCCAGAGCGAGCUGAGUGACGUUAUCAAGAACGCUGCUGUUCCAUUUGCAGAAUCACCGGACUUGUGUUCUCCCGUCCAAGAGAGUUCGUUCUCCUGAGUCGAACUUGCCAAGUCCUAACUACCAAGGACGCGAGUCCGAAGUUUGCGAACUUGGUUUUGAGAAACGGCCCUGUUUAAGAAGGUUUUGAGAAGUCAGGCGAUUGGUUGAGGCGUGGCCCCGCUCCCGAACCUCAGUUAAUCAUUUAACUCCAUUUAAGUAAGCCAAGGAGCGUGAGCCAAUAUUUUCAGUGGCGUUUAACACAAAACAGGAAACUCUUGAAUAUUCAUGUCACCGAAAAUCUCAGACACCGAAUAUUUCAGAACUGUUUUUCAAGUUGGCCUAUGAUUUUGCAUUUCCGUAGGUUGGUGCAAUUCCGUAGAUGUUACACAGUUCUUUUUCUAACAUCAGCUCAAAUUGCCGGAAUGGAGUGAUCGCGGAAACACCAGUCUGCAUUCGGGCUUUUGAAAAAAAAAGAGUAUGAACUGAGAUGGACAUAUUUAACAUGUUUCGCAGUAACAAGGACACUGUCAGAUCUCACUCUGGACCAAAUGUGAGUGCUGCAGCUCAGAGUGGAAGUCAUAUUACAGCCCCUGCACUCACUAACAAUACAAUAACAGGCAAUGUCCACAUCAUACAUAAUGCACCUGAUUUUACUUUGUAUCGGCCACCCUCUGAGAAAACACAAACCUCAGCAACAAGAUCUGUGAUUGUAAAAUAUAAGACGUGGAUCUGCAGUGAGUAUCAGUGUGUGACUGAGUAUAACUCACGACCUGGUGAACAUGUGCGGAUGUCUGAGCGCUACACACAACCACUAAUCCUUCAGAGACAUAGAGAUCAAAAAGAAAAUGAAGAAGAGAUCUGUUCCAGUGGAGAAAGAUUCCAGCAGGUCCUCAGCUCCAGGAGCAGUGAAGACUCUGUCCUUCUGAACUCUCUGUUCGACCCAGAUGGUCAUGGGAUCAGUCCUAGUGCUGUUAUACUGCAGGGAAAUUCUGGGAAUGGGAAAUCUUUCACUGUUCAGAAGAUCAUGAUGGACUGGGCAUCUGGUGACCUCUACAAAGAGCGGUUUGAUAUUGUUUUCCACUUAAAGUGUAAAGAAGUAAAUCGCAUACCUGGCACAAAGAGUUUGGUGGAGAUCUUGAGUUACAGCUGCAGUUUAACAUCAGAUCAGAUCUCACAGAUGUUACAGCAUUCACCAGAGAAGGUGCUUUUCAUCAUUGAUGGAUUUGAUGAGCUGAGACUCACAGAGGGCAUUUAUCACAUGUCACCAAACACUGAUCUGCCUCAGAAAGCCCCACCUGUGGCCAUUCUUUGUGACCUGCUGAGGGGUCGAAUCCUGCGAGAGUCCUUCCUGCUGGUCACCUCCAGAUCUACAGCUACGGACACACUGAGUGAACUGCUCAAAGGACCUCAAAGUUUCUCUGAGAUAAUUGGUUUCUCUGAGAGGGGAGUGGAGGAGUACUUCCAGAAGUUUUUUCAAAAUGAGGAACAUUUCAGGAAGGCUUAUACACUUGUGAAGACAAAUGAAACUCUCAUCACUGCCUGCUCCAUCCCUGUCGUUUGCUGGAUCAUCUGCACAACUAUCCAGGAACGAUUCAAACUGGGUGCAGAUAUAACAAGAGGACUGGAAACCACCACCUCCAUCUAUGUUGACUUUGUGUUCACUCUACUGAAGCAUCACUGCCAGGCUCAGUCUGUCCCGACCCUGCUGAGGAGUCUGGGUCAGCUGGCAGAGAGAGGGAUGCUGGAACAGCAAGUCCUGUUUGAUGAGCAAAGUGUGAAUGAAAUGGUUUCAGACCUUUCUGGCAGUCCAUUCUUGUGUAAGUUCCUAUUUAAGAGAGGAAUCCACCAGGAGACAAUGUUCAGUUUCAUGCAUCUCAGCUUUCAGGAGUUCUUCACUGCUCUGUACUAUGUCCUUCUGGAUGAAGAAGAGUCCCAGAGGAAACUUACAGAGCUUCUUCUUAUUGAAGGAAGACCAAUGAUUAGUCCUCCACGUUUAGCAGCUGUGGUGCAAUUUGCAUUUGGCCUGUUAAAUAAGGAUGUGAGACACACACUAAAAAAGCAUGGUCUGGUUGUUUGUCCAAAAACACAGGCGCAUCUGAAAGAAUGGAUUUUGGAAACGCUUCAAUGUCAUAUGUAUUCGAGAAUAGUACUUUUUUUCCUUCACUGUCUCUAUGAACUUCAUGAAGAUGACUUUGUGAAAGAAGCUGUGGAAGCCUGGGAAAAGAUUGAUGCAUAUAGUGCACUCCUCCGAAGAACAGACUGCUGGGCCCUGCUGUACUGCUCUCAGUGCUGUCAGAGCAUUAAAGAACUGUCUCUCUUUGACUGCAGAUUGUCAUCUGAAAAGUUGUCUAUGAUUUUGCCUGCCCUCCUUAAGUUUAAGGAAGUAACCUUGACUCCAGAAGAUCCAUCAGACUCUGAUCUUGCUGAACUGAUAAACACUCUGGCUAGAGGACAGACCCUGAGCUCACAACAUGUUGAUGUCAGUGUAUUACAGCACAUUCCAAAAUUUAAGAAUUGUUCUGUCCGCUCACUUGAUCUGUCAUUCAAUGAAGCACUAUCCAGUAUCUGCAUAGAGACUUCAGGGCAAGCAGUAUCUUUGCGAUCACUCAGUCUCACCUUUCCUCGCUCAGAGCAAGUCAGCAUCUACUGGACCAGACUUUUUCAGAAAAUUUACCAAGGAGAUUCGGAUGCAAUGAAGUCUGUUCUCUAUUCUUUCUCUAAACUGAAAAAGAUGAAAAUGACAGUGGACUGUCUAACUAAGAUGUGGUCUGUUUGGAGCCUCCAAAUCAUGCAGAACUGCCCCAGUCUAACCGAACUCACGAUAGAUGCUGAUUUUUUAUUGGAGGAGGGAAUCAAGAUCUUGCAGAGGUCAAACACAAGACCAGCCUGUAUUAUGAAAUUUCACGGGUUCAUAUGCAAUAAACAGUCUCAAAAAUGCUCACGAAAUGAGCAACAAAGCUGCAAUCAGGCGGUGAAGAUUCAUCUGAAUUCCCAGGGCUUUUCUAUGGAGAAAUUGCAAAAGCCCUUGUUUUGGAACUAAUGAUACAGCUUGACAACUAGGAGAAAACUGCCAAAGCAGCAUCUUUACCUGGAGCUCUGGAUGGGAAUAAAGACAUCAAACAAAUACAAACAAAGUAUUUUUAGUCCCAGUGCCAGCCUACGGCGACUGUGGCAAAGUAUAAAAAAACUUCAUCUUUAAUUUUUGAUUGAUGGAAUGUUGAACUUCCCAUUGUUGUCUGGUGUAGACUUAUGUCUCUAAAUGUAAUGGUUUUAUAUAGUUUGUUGGUGAAUGUGAUUAACAUGUUUGGAAAGUUCAUACUGUACAUGUUUGAUAUAUAAAAGUGGGGAGACUACUUGUCAGGGUAUGGGAUAUAAAAACAAAAAAGUGGCAAAAAAUUAA
Messenger RNA from Megalobrama amblycephala (Wuchang bream), 3707 nucleotides. RefSeq names its product NACHT, LRR and PYD domains-containing protein 1 homolog. Gene Ontology annotation, cellular component: cytoplasm. The transcript is spliced from 11 exons. Lineage: Eukaryota; Metazoa; Chordata; Actinopteri; Cypriniformes; Xenocyprididae. The record is from RefSeq and is a predicted model, not a curated record. Bases 795 to 3347 code for a protein of 850 amino acids.